Molecule: messenger RNA, 1089 nt
Organism: Paramecium sonneborni
Lineage: Eukaryota; Ciliophora; Oligohymenophorea; Peniculida; Parameciidae
Source: the annotation of a GenBank genome assembly
AAAUUAUUUAAAAAAAUGUACUAAAAUGAUCCCCGAUAAUAACAGACUUUCCAAUAAAACAAUAUAUAUUAAAGUUCCCCUAUUCAGAGUCAAUAUGUAAUGAUAAUGCAAAUAUUAUUUAUAAUAGCUUUCGUCUCCAGGAAUUCUGUAACAAUAUCAGCAAUCUCCUCAAAAUGCAAUAAUUCAAUCACCUUAAACUUAUUAGUAGCAAUAAUAGUUUGUAAUUCUAAUGAUUUAUUAAAGAGCUCACCAUAUUAGAUCCCUCAGUCAUAAUAAUUUCUAUAGCAACCAUAAAUGCGAUAAGCUUAACUACCUGUAUAAUAGAAUCAAAUUUUACCUGUUACUUCUCAACCAGUUGUUUCUGUUAGAUCUUAAAGUCCUAUUAAUAUCAAACCAUCUUAUUAACCAGUUAGUGUUAAAGUAGCUUCUCCUGUUGUUCAACCUGUUAGCUAUUAAGUUGCUCCUCCUGUUUAACCAGUUGUAAUUCAACAACCAGUUGUAAUAUAUUUAUUUGUUAUUAUUUCAAUAGACUGUUCAACCAUAAACUUAAGUUUAAGAAUUUAGACAUGUUGAAAGACCCUUAUAAGUUAUUACUGUUGAUGGUAUACUUUUAUAUUAACAUUCUAAUUAGAAAUUGAAGCACCAUGGAGAUUGAAAUGUGCUACUUUAGAAAGAUAGAUUUUAGAAUUAUAAAUUCAAAUUAGAAAAAAUAAUGGAACUAUUGUUGAAGAAACUGUUUAAGAAAUUUAAGAUGAUACAAAAGUUAAAAAUUUAGAACUUUAAAAAUUAGAAUUAGAAUAAAAAAUACAUGAUGAUGAACAAUUGAUGAAUGAAUUGAGAGCUAGACUUGAAGAAUUAAGGCAAGAAUAUGAAAUUAUCAUUACUGAAAAAGUUACCUAUGCAUCUAAUGAAGUUGAAACUUGGAUGAAAAAAUAUUCUAAUCUAGAAAAAAGUUAUGCUGAGAGCAGUUAAAAAAUUGCUAAUUUAAAGAGAUAAUUGGCAUAAGUUGAAGCUGCUGAUAAAGCUAUGCAAGAAUCAAAGAAAUAAGAAGUUCGUUCAGAAGUUCGUAGAAGUUCAAAACUCAAUUGA